Messenger RNA from Punctularia strigosozonata HHB-11173 SS5, 1101 nucleotides. RefSeq lists its product as uncharacterized. The transcript has 3 exons. The coding region runs from base 1 to 1101 and encodes 366 amino acids. The record is from RefSeq and is a predicted model, not a curated record. NCBI's taxonomy places the organism in Eukaryota, Fungi, Basidiomycota, Agaricomycetes, Corticiales, Punctulariaceae.
AUGGCGCAGGAGUUUAGGUUCAAGAAAUUUCCAGGGCUCCUGGGAUACAUCCAACACCAGAUCAAAUGCGAGGUCUGCUUCCACACACCUUUUCACACCAGCAAAGCUGGCGACUUCUCGGCGUGUUCGCGAUGCGAGCUUGCUUGGUGGUGUUCGCCUAGCUGCGCAGUCGAGUUCGACCGCGCUCACAAUGCGGACCUGUGUCGCGACCUGCAAACUGUGGCUUGCGUUGAACGUCUCAAGAUUGACUAUGCAAUCGCGCGGCAUCAUAUGAACAAGUUGGCAAUUCGCACACCCCAACCGCGCACGCAAUACAUCCAGCUUUCCUCCCUUCGCGGCUGGGAUGACUACAAUACGUGCAUCUUCCCAAAGUUUGACUUCGCGGCCGAGUUCACAUCGAGGGAGUUCGGGACGAAUAAUAAGGAUGUCGCACGAGCUACGAAGUUGUUGGCAAUGGAGUCAACCGUGCUCCCGCUCACCGUUCUGGCUGCUCUAGAACAGGCUAUACCCUCUCUGGAGAUGCGCUCGAAGCUUUGCAUCCAUUUCGUCAGCGUCGAGUCCCGGGAGUUUCACGGGCGAGCGAUGACGGAGGAAAUCCUUCACUACCUCCCGAGCCUCCGAGCGCUCAACAUUUGCCUCGUCGGCCCGAAUAUACCGACUAACUCCGAGUCAGAAACCGAAUGGGCUGAAUCAGAACUGGCGUGCCCUCCCUGCGCGUCUCGGGGACGAACUCGGGAAGCCGCUUUUUACAAAGGACCGUACGAGGUUUUCGUUCACAAGAGCAAUCACGCCCGCCAGCAACCUGAUCUCAUCGUGGCUCUAAACACGGGUUUCUCCGAGGUUGAGACGGUCAGCUGGAGGAAGACUCUGGAGGUCAUCAUCGAUGGAGGCGUUCCGGCGGUGUUCACCGCGUACAGUCAUGCCGAAGCAGAGAUGGAGGAGAGCAUUCUUCGUGAUAUGGGUGUCCGUUUUAUUCAGAAGGUCGAGAAGAACAAAUGGAGGGGUCCGGUUCCGAGGGUUAACUCAUAUCUGCAGUGGGCAGGUGAUGAUGUUUCAUUUUACAACAGCCAUUAUUGGUACAUCAUCCAGGGGCGUAAAUGA